Messenger RNA from Melanaphis sacchari, 1056 nucleotides. RefSeq lists its product as uncharacterized. Bases 1 to 1056 code for a protein of 351 amino acids. The transcript has a single exon. The record is from RefSeq and is a predicted model, not a curated record. NCBI's taxonomy places the organism in Eukaryota, Metazoa, Arthropoda, Insecta, Hemiptera, Aphididae. Gene Ontology annotation, molecular function: nucleic acid binding.
AUGAUAGAGGUGAGUAUCCACCCAACAGCUUUAACAAUUUUAACCGAAGUGAAGAAAAAGUGCGCUUGGGAAGCCUCUGUUUGGUCGAUGCGUUCACUAUUAAAAAAUUUGAAAUUUUCUUUCAAAAAGUGCAACGAUGGUAGAAAAUUUCUGAUGAAAAGAAACGACAUUGUCGAACUACGUGGUACAUAUUUAAGAAAAAUAUGUACGCUUCGCGAACAAAAAGAUACCCGAACUGUUGUUUAUUUAGACGAAACGUGGAUAAACCAAAAUCAUAGUCAAUCACGGAUGUGGCAAAAUGCAGAAGAGACCGCUGGACUAAAAGUUCCUACGGGCAAAGGAGGGCGUCUCAUUAUUUGCCACGCUGGAUCUGCGAAGUAUGGUUUUGUUAACGAUUCAAAAUUAAUUUUUCGAGCUAAUGUUAGCAACUUUGAAAGCGACUACCAUACUUCUAUGAAUGCUGAUGUGUUUAAAAAUUGGUUUAUUUCAAUGUCUAACCACCUCGAAGAGCCGUCAGUCAUCGUCAUGGACAAUGCGUCGUACCACUCAAUGCUGAUGGACAAUUUUCCCAAAAGCAAUAGCCGGAAAGCCGUUGUUGAAGAGUGGCUGAAAAAUAAAAAUGUUGAUUUUUCUCCACAAGAACGGCUGUCCGAAUUACGUGAGCGAGUAAAAAAACUGAUUCCAAAGUAUAAACGGUACGAGCUGGACGAGAUAGCACUUCAAAUGGGUCACGAAGUCAUAAGGUUACCUCCCUACCAUUGUCAGUACAACCCUAUUGAGUUGAUUUGGGCACAGGUUAAAGCGGAGGUAGCCAAAAAUAACAACACAUUCAAAUUGGCAGAUGUCGAAAAAUUGGCGCACACGGCUAUUGAUGCAGUGACACAAAAUGACUGGAAAAAAUGUGUUGAACACGCGGAAAAAAUUCAGAAUGAAGACAACGAAAAGGAAAUAUUGAGGGAUAUCACAUUGGAGCCAAUUAUCAUCACAUUAAAAGAGGACGACAGCGAUUGGGGCGAUGAAGAAAAUGACGACGACAUAAUUGAUGAAGAAUGUUAG